Molecule: messenger RNA, 1126 nt
Organism: Oncorhynchus masou masou (cherry salmon)
Lineage: Eukaryota; Metazoa; Chordata; Actinopteri; Salmoniformes; Salmonidae
Product: queuosine-tRNA galactosyltransferase-like
Exons: 8
Coding region: 16-1002 (328 amino acids)
Molecular function (GO): nucleic acid binding
Source: RefSeq, a predicted model, not a curated record
GUUUUAAACCGACCAAUGAGCGAUUUAUCAUCUUUGUUUGCGGAAGUGGAGCUGCUAUCCUCCAGGCAAGUUUCGAGAGCAAAUUUGAAUAUGAGUACCUGUUCACUGGAGCAUCCCAACGGGCAGGAGGCCGACUCUGUCCCCGCCAAGAGGCUCUGCAAGGGGGAGUGCGCGCAGGAUGGGUCGGUCGGAGGUGGAGGGGGGAAGGCAAGCAGGGCCGUGGAGGUGUCUAUAGUCAUACCAGUGCAUAACGCCUCCUGCUGGCUGGAUGAGUGUCUGCAGGGGAUUGUGGACCAGGACUACACUGGCUCUAUGGAGCUGUCUGUCUACGAUGACGCCAGCAUGGAUGGUUCCAGAGCGAUAGUGGAGGGAUGGAGGGAGAGGCUGGAAAGGAGAGGUGUUUCCAUGGUGAUCUCUGGCCACGACUCCGCCCAACCCAGGGGAGUGGGUCAUGCCAAGAACCAGGCUGUGUCUCAGAGCUCAGGAAAGUACCUCUGCUUUCAGGACGCUGAUGAUGUGAUGAUGCCUCACCGAAUACAUCUCCAAUACGAGGCCUGCCUCUUCAACUCUACCUCUGCUUCAGCAAGGGCAUUGAAGAGGAAACGUGGCUGGGUCUUUCAGCAUGACAAUGAUCCCAAACACACCGCCCAGGCAAAGAAGGAGUGGUUUCGUAAGAAGCAUUUCAAGGUCCUGGAGUGUCCUAGCCAGUCUCCAGAUCUCAACCCCAUAGAAAAUCUUUGGAGGGAGUUGAAAGUCCGUGUUGCCCAGCAACAGCCCCAAAACAUCACUGCUCUAGAGGAGAUCUGCAUGGAGGAAUGGGCCAAAAUACCAGCAAUAGUGUGUGAAAACCUUGUGAAGACUUACAGAAAACGUUUGACCUCUGUCAUUGCCAACAAAGAGUAUAUAACAAAGUAUUACAGACUCCGACAGGGAGAGGUUGAAAAUGUCAGUGAAGACACUUGCCAGUUCAUCCGCGCAUGCCUCGAGCACACGUCCUGGUAAUCCGUCUGGCCACGCGGCUUUGUGAAUGUUGACCUGUUUAUAAGUCUUGCUCACAUUGGCUACGGAGAGCUUGAUCACACAGUCGUCCGGAACAGCUGGUGUUCUCAUGCAUGCUUAAGUGUUG